AACUUUAUAAUUAUUUUUUAUUAAAUAUUUUUUUCUGUUUUAAAAUCAAAAAGUUAUUUUAUUUUAUUGACAAUUUUCAAGCAUCUUUUAACUUGGGAUAAUUUUGUAACGAAAAGACAAUUACAAUGAACGAUUUUCAAAAUUUAAAAUAUCGCAACGGAUUGGGAUCUGAUAUUUCAUCGGAAGAUCCGAGAUGUCCAAACUCACUGCCCGCUGGACAAUUGACACCUCAAAAAUGCCCUUAUGGUUUGUACGCUGAACAGUUGUCCGGGACAGCAUUUACCGCCCCCAGAGACCAAAAUAAAAGAAGUUGGCUGUACAGAAUGAAGCCCUCGGCCCAACACGAACCCUGGUCUCAGGGGCCCAACGUACCCUACUUCACCACCAAGUUCGAUCAAAUCGAUCCGUCUCAGAUAAGAUGGAAUUCUUUUGAUAUUCCUAAAGAAGAGUCUGUUAAUUUCUUCGAGGGUAUUCACACGAUAGCGGGAGCUGGCGACCCGCGGACGCGCAGUGGUUUAGCCAUUCAUGUCUAUCUGUGUAAUGCCUCCAUGAAAGACAGUGCCUUCUACAAUUCGGAUGGUCAUUUUCUAUUAGUACCUCAGCAAGGAACGCUUUACAUCAAGACGGAAUUUGGAAAACUGACGGUUGAACCUUUGGAGAUCUGCGUAAUACCGCAAGGAAUAAGGUUUCAAGUGCAAGUCAGCGGGCUGACCAGAGGCUACAUACUCGAGGUUUACGACACCCACUUCAAACUGCCAGAUCUGGGCCCCAUAGGUGCGAACGGGCUUGCAAAUCCGAGAGAUUUUGAGAUUCCGGAAGCUUGUUACGACGAGAAAGCGCCAGACAUGAAGUUUAAAAUCGUUUCAAAGUAUCAAGGAUUGCUGUUCACAGCUCUGCAGGAUCACUCGCCAUUUGAUGUAGUAGCAUGGACUGGUAACUUGUACCCGUACAAAUACCAUCUCAACAACUUCUGCCCGGUAAACACAGUUGUGUACGACCAUGCUGACCCAUCCAUAUUCACAGUGUUAACGUGCCAAUCUGCCAGAGUGGGGACUGCUAUUGCUGAUUUCGUCAUUUUCCCGCCCCGUUGGUCCAUUUCGGAGAACACAUUCAGACCGCCCUAUUAUCAUAGGAACUGCAUGAGUGAAUUCAUGGGACUGAUACAAGGAAAUUAUGAAGCCAAGGAGUGCGGGUUUUUGCCAGGGGGGGCUUCCCUACAUAGCAUAAUGACCCCUCACGGACCAGAUGCCGAAUGUUUUAAAGAGAAUUCUCAGGCUACCCUCGUUCCGAGGAAGAUAGCGCAAGAUUCUAUGGCCUUUAUGUUUGAAUCCUGCUUGAGCCUAUCCCUGACUGAAUGGAGCUUGCAUGGGUGUGGGAAGAUUGAUCCGGAUUACUACAAAUGCUGGAAUGGUCUGGAGAAUCAUUUUGAUGUCAACAAUAAACCGACGGCUGAAGAUUUGAUGAAACCGUUUGACAAAAUCAAACUAUCGAAGAAAAAUUAAUGUAGUUAGUUGGCAGCUGGUUGAUAAACUAUAUUUUUUUUUCAAAACUAGAAAUAAAUAAAAUUCGAUAUUUGAUUUUUUGGACAAUUUGGUUUGCCUAUCCUGUUAAGUAAUAAAUGUUCAAAUGAAAAUUAUCUCGUCAUCUUUUAGUUUACGUGAAAUAAAAUAUCAAAUCUCUGU
This is a messenger RNA of Helobdella robusta, 1682 nucleotides long. RefSeq lists its product as hypothetical. The record is from RefSeq and is a predicted model, not a curated record. Gene Ontology annotation, molecular function: homogentisate 1,2-dioxygenase activity. NCBI's taxonomy places the organism in Eukaryota, Metazoa, Annelida, Clitellata, Rhynchobdellida, Glossiphoniidae. Bases 126 to 1502 code for a protein of 458 amino acids. Gene Ontology annotation, biological process: L-phenylalanine catabolic process. The transcript has 16 exons. Gene Ontology annotation, cellular component: cytoplasm.